CUGUUUACCUUCACUUUUUCGCUUACAGCUAAGAGAUUCUACAUGAAAUAAAGCUUGGUCUAAGUACAUUUGAUCAGCCUCACUACACGACUAGGACUUAGACUUUGCAAAUAUACAAUUAUUUCUUGUUUGAACUUUGGUGUUUUCACUGGGAAUUUGAAAUCCUUAUAAACGUGGACGAUAUUUGGCAUUGAACUCAUUGUCACAUAUUACGAAAGUUUGAGUUUCUUAUCUUUCGUUUUUCAUAACAUAUUAAGGGAAGAUGUUUUUGGGAAAAUAUUUGAUAUGGGUGAUGUUACUGUUGGGGCAGAUAUGCGGAUCCAAAAGCUGCAUUAAAAAAGAAAGGAAUGCUUUGUUCGAGCUCAAGAAAUACAUAAUCUCACUUUCUGAAGAAGGGAAAUCCAACGAUCAUCUCACUACUUGGACUAAUGACACAAAGAGCGAUUGCUGCAUGUGGAAAGGCCUUAAGUGUGAUCCUACUAGCGGGCGGGUUAUCGAGCUUUCCAUCAGCCUACCGUACCUCAAACUCAAAGAGAGUGCUCUCCUAAACCUUUCUUUGCUACAUCCCUUUGAAGAAGUUCGAAGUCUAGACAUAGACGGGUCUCAAUUCAGUGGCUUGUUUGAUGAUGUGGAAGGUUAUAGAAGCCUCAGGAGAUUAAGAAACCUCGAGACUCUAAGACUCUCUUCAAAUAGUUUCAACAACAGCAUCUUUCCUUUCCUUAGUGCCGCUACAUCACUCACAACUCUGUCUCUUCGGUACAAUGACAUGGAUGGCUCUUUUCCUGUUAAAGAACUUAGAGACUUGAUGAACUUGGAAGUGCUAGACCUAAGUGGAAACGGAUUUAACGGCUCCAUACCAAUACAAGAGUUCACUUACAUGAGGAAGCUGAAAGCUUUGAGUCUAGUUGGCAAUGAAGUUUUUGGAUCAAUUGAACUGCAAGGGGUGUGCAAAUUGAAACAUAUAGAAGAGCUCGAUCUCAGGAGAAACAAACUUGUCGGUCAGUUUCCUUUAUGCAUAACUAGCUUGACUGGACUUCGAGUUCUUGAUCUCUCGUCGAACAAUUUGAUUGGGAAUGUACCAUCUGCUCUCAGUAGCCUUAAGUCCCUUGAGUACUUAUCGUUGUUUGAUAACAACUUUGAAGGCUUCUUCUCACUUGGUUCGUUAACCAACCUCUCAAAGCUUAAGGUCUUAAAACUUGGCUCAACUUUCACUUCACUAGAGUUAGAAGAGUCUGACAGUUUUUGGAAGCCAAAAUUUCAGUUGAGAGCUAUUUCACUAGCAAGUUGCAAUUUGGAGAAGGUACCUCAUUUUCUCGAAUACCAGAAUGAUUUGCGUCAUGUUGAUCUCUCUAACAACAAAAUUGCUGGAAAGUUUCCUUCUUGGUUGUUGGAGAAGAAUACAAAACUCAAGGUUUUGAUUCUUCAGAAUAAUUCUUUUAGGAGCUUUCAGCUACCGCAAUAUGAUCAUAAUCUCAUUUUCCUGGAUGUGUCACUUAAUGAAUUUGAUCACCUCUUUAAUGAGAAUAUUGGGUGGAUACUUCCUCAUUUACAAUAUAUGAAUCUAGCAAAAAACGGUUUUCAAGGAAAUCUGCCAUCUUCUUUGGGUAACUUGAAAGAUAUUGAAUUUCUGGAUAUAUCUCACAACAAUUUCCAAGGGGUGUUACCGAGAAGUUUCUUAGAGGGUUGUUAUUCAUUGCAAAUCUUAAAGAUGUCUCAUAACAAACUAACCGGAGAGGUUUUCUUAGAAUCAGCUAACUUUACUGGAAAAAUUGGAAAAGGUUGGCAAAGCUCGAAAUCAUUGUAUAUGCUUGACAUAUCGAACAACAAUCUCUCUGGUGUUAUUCCAAGCUGGAUUUGUGAACUUCCAAGUUUAUAUGCAUUACUGCUUUCAAACAACUCGUUGGAAGGUGAAAUACCUCUUUCGUUGUUCAACACAACCGAUCUCAAGCUGCUGGACCUCUCUACAAACAUGUUAUCAGGUGGCAUACCUUCACUUGUCAGUUCUAGAUAUCCAAAAGUGUUACUCUUGCAAGUCAAUAAUUUUUCAGGGGCUAUUCCAGACACGUUGUUAGGGAAUGUUAACAUACUUGAUCUAAGAUAUAAUAGGUUUUCUGGGAAUAUUCCGGAGUUCAUCAACACCCAAAACAUCAAUAUUCUUCUUCUUCGAGGUAAUCAUUUAACAGGUCCUAUUCCCCACCAGUUGUGUGGCCGAAGUUAUAUCCAACUUCUGGAUCUUGCUAACAACAGACUGAAUGGAUCCAUACCUUCAUGUCUCGGCGAUACAUCAUUUGGUUUCAUGAAAGAAAUUAUCUUCGACAUUAAUUAUGGUGCCGGCAUUUUUUCCCUAGCAGGAUCCGAUAUAUAUUUCAAAUCUCUGAUUGGGGAAGAACAGUUUCUGAAGCCAUACGAAGUCUUCAACCAGAUAUUCAACCAGCUGAAAGUUGAGUUUGCAACAAAACACAGAUAUGAUACCUACUUUGGUGGAAAUCUCAAACUAUUUUUUGGAAUGGAUCUAUCAGAAAAUGAAUUCAGCGGUGAGAUCCCAGUAGAGUUUGGACAUCUUCUUAAACUAAAAUCUCUCAAUCUUUCUAACAACAAAUUAUCAGGUGUGAUACCAAAGAGCUUUUCAGGCCUGAAGAACGUGGAAAGCCUUGAUCUUUCUUUCAAUAGAUUACAAGGUCGAAUCCCACCACAACUUACAGAUCUUAGCAGCCUUGCUGUCUUCAAUGUCUCAUUCAACAACUUAUCAGGAGUCAUUCCAGAGGGAAGACAGUUUAAUACCUUUGAUACGGAAAGCUACUUAGGUAAUACUUUUCUUUGUGGGCAAACAAACAAAAUAAGUUGCAAUGGUGAUAUUUUUCAAGAACCAGAUAAUGGAGUGGAAGCUGAUGAAUCCACCACAAUCGACAUGGAAUCUUUCUACUGGAUUCUUGCUGCAGCCUAUGUGACAAUACUUCUUGGGUUAUUCGUAUCACUCUCAUUUGAUUCUCCUUGGAGCAGAGUUUGGUUCUACAACGUUGAUGUUUUCGUCCACAAGGUUAGGAAACUGUUGUGAUAAAUAAAACACUGCAGGUGCCUGUGAUGUGCUUGUUUCAUCCGCAUAUGUUGUUGUUGUUGUACUUCUCAAACUAGAAAACAGAACAUAAUUCAUGUUUUUGGUUCCUCUGUACUGUCUUUUGUCUUUGAAUAAAAGUAAUGCGUCAAACAUAUCUUAGAGCUGCUUUGGUUGUUUCGUUCAAUAUAUAAUCUACAGUAGCACUUUAAAUUUCUUCAUGACACACUUCCAUAGUAGGACGACCAGUCGUUCACCAGAUCAUUGUUGAAUGAGAAGUCCCCCACGUUCAGAUAAUUCUCCCUGAAGGAUUUCGAGAAUGGACCGUUAAAAUUUUUGACCAAAGAUGUUGAUUUUGUUUAAACCAAAUUGGUGAAUGUCUCUCUGCCCAAUGGAGAACCCAGCAACAACAAAACUGGGGAAGUGUUUCUUUAUUCCUGCUUGAUCAGCUUCCACUGAAACUUCUAGAAAGCUUGCAUGAACUAAGAUCAACAACGGACUUUUGCAUCACGUACGUGUCCAGUAAAUGAAACGUACGUGUUCAGUUACCUACCUGCAACAGGGGAUUUUGCCUUUGUUAGUUGUCUCUUCUCCUCUCGUCGAUGGGCUCUUUACUCUAUUUUAAAAAUUUCAGUCAUUUAGUGAAAAUUAUUUAACCACCUUUGUCCUUUUUAGUUAAUAUUAUUUACAAAGUGGCCCCUCAGCGAAAAUUGCAAACAAAACCUCCCUCUCCCUUUGCUCUCCCAAAUAAUAUUAUAGAGUUCCUCCUAAAUUGCAUCUUUCCCUUUAUUAAUGCCGCUACAUCACUUACAACUCUUUUCCUUCGAAAUAUCUGUAAGGAAAGGCUUGUCUAUUAUUGAGAAGGAUUUACAAUAUAUAUACAUAUGAUCAGUAGGGUUUCACCAUUACUAUUUACACUUAAAUCCUUUACAUAAAUAACUCUCCUAU
Messenger RNA from Camelina sativa (false flax), 4000 nucleotides. NCBI's taxonomy places the organism in Eukaryota, Viridiplantae, Streptophyta, Magnoliopsida, Brassicales, Brassicaceae. The record is from RefSeq and is a predicted model, not a curated record.